Molecule: messenger RNA, 2271 nt
Organism: Prinia subflava (tawny-flanked prinia)
Lineage: Eukaryota; Metazoa; Chordata; Aves; Passeriformes; Cisticolidae
Gene: MSTO1
Product: misato mitochondrial distribution and morphology regulator 1
Exons: 13
Coding region: 65-1762 (565 amino acids)
Biological process (GO): mitochondrion organization
Cellular component (GO): cytoplasm; mitochondrion
Source: RefSeq, a predicted model, not a curated record
CCCGCCCGCGUCCCCGCCCGUCCGGGGCGGGCCCGGCCGUGACGCGCUCCCGGUUCCUGCGGCGAUGCCGGGGGAGGCGGUCACGCUGCAGCUCGGGCACUACUCGGGCUGCGUGGGCGCGCACUGGUGGGGGCUGCAGGCCGCCGCGCUGCGCAGCCCCCCCGAGCCCGCCGAGCUCCGCGCGGCCGCGCUGCUCCGCUCCGGGCCGGGCCCGAACGAGACCCCCACGCCGCGCCUGGUGGCGCUGGAGCUCAAAGGCGGCGUGGGUCCGCUCGGAGCCGGCGGGGCGGGCGCGGAGCCGCCGCUGAUCUGGGACGGGGCCGUGGCCGAUUACCGGGACCGCGCGGACACCGGGAGCGGCGGGGUGAGCGCGGGCCCAGCACCGCUCCGUGCCCCGGACACCAGCGGGGAGCAGCGCCCCGUAACCGGGACUGUUCCCGCAGGGAGACGCUACCGGGAGCAGGAGCCCGGUGCUGCCAGGCCAGCUCCUGCAGGGUCCCAGGACGCUCCCUCCGUGCGCCUCUGGUCCGAUUAUCUCAGCGUGCCCCUGCACCCCGAGAGCCUCUGCGUGAUCCGGCAGUACCUGCACGAUGGGGAUUGUGGUUGUCUCGAAGCCUUUGGGCAAGGUGAAAGUCUCCUGCAGGACCCUGCCUGUGUGGAGGAGCUGGAAGAUCGGCUGCACUUCUUUGUUGAGGAGUGUGAUUACCUUCAGGGAUUUCAGGUCCUCUGUGACCUUCACAAUGGAUUCUCUGGAGUUGGUGCCAAGGUGACAGAGCUGCUCCACGAUGAAUAUUCACGGAAAGGGAUCCUGACCUGGGGCCUGACCCCAGUCCUGAGUGGAGGAGACCCUCGGAAGAGUUUUUACAGACUGAUGAACACAGCCCUGGGCAUUGCCCACCUCUCUCGUCACAGCUCUCUCUUCUGCCCUCUCUCACUCAGUGGGAGUUUGGGAAUCAAGCCAGAACCUCCUGUGACAUUUCCAUACAUAAAAUAUGAGCCAUCCCUGAACUACCACAGCAGCGCGAUCUUGGCAGCAGCACUGGACACGCUGACGGCUCCCUACCGCCUCUGGUCCUGCCAGGGCUCCAUGGUGCACUUUGCUGACUCCCUCACCUUCUCUGGGAGGAAGGUCGUGGCAGCGUGGGCGGCUCUUCCCUUCCCCGCCGUGUCCGGCUCCUCGCUCCCCGAUCUCCUCAGUGCCCACCAGGACGUGCCCUGGACGCUUCUGUCGUCGUGUGGGGAGCAAAAGGGCGGCUGCUGUUUUGCUCAGUCUGUUGUGCUACGAGGAAUUUGCCAAGAGAAACCCACCAGCAGCUGCCCGGGCCAGCCCCGGUCCCCCCUGCACGGCUGUGAGAGCCCCGAGGAGAUGCUCCAGCAGUUCCUCCACACCCAAUUUCCAGGAGCCUUCAGCACAUCCCACGUGCUCCAGCAGCCCUGUGACACCCGGCCUCCCUUCCCCCAGUUCUUCUCUCCUCUGCUGAGCAGACGAGGCUUCCUCCUGGACAGAGCUCAGGGCUAUUCCUCAGGAGGAGUUGAGAGCGUCCCCGUGCUGGCAGCCCUGCAGAGCUGCCCCGCGCUGCGCCCGCUGCUGGCGGGGCUGUGCCGGGAGCUGCGCUCGCCCCACGCGCGGCGCUGCGGCAGCUCCUGCACGGCUGGUGUGGAGCAGGACGACUUCCAGGAGGCCCUGGAGGAGCUCAGAACCCUGGCCCAGUGCUACGAGACGGGGUUUGGAGGGUCUGAGGAUGAAGCAGACUCGGACUGACCCACCUUUAUUCCCAGGGGAAGUGAGGGUGGCUUUAGGAUCACGCCUGAAAUGAAGGGAAUGGUUUUGGAGACCAUUGUGCUGCUUUCUUCUCAUUUCACCAAAAAUCUUCCUUCUGGACUGAGUUCUCCAGCUAUUUACAGUUGUGUUGCAAAGGAGGAAAGUUGUUUUUUUGGGGGCUGAUUUUAUAUAUUUUGGUUGGGUUUUUACGACUGUGCAAAGGGGAUUUGCUCUGCCCGUUCAAAUAAACCCACACAAUAAAUAGCGAAUUCAGACUGUCACUAUCUCACAUAGCUCCAGAGAAGGAGCUUGACCUGGGGGAGGGGAUUACAUCCCUAAUUGAUGCUUGUCCUCCUAAUUGAUGCUUUUUUAUCAAUUAUGCUAAUUUCCUAAAACCCAUAAAAUGUCCUCACCCCUGUGGGAGGGGUGGGCUUUUGUUACAUCUUUCCAUAACUGCUCCUGAAGGCCUUCAAAUAAAGAUCCCCUUUUAUAUUGCCUUCUUACUAAAA